This is a messenger RNA of Leptopilina boulardi, 2661 nucleotides long. RefSeq lists its product as uncharacterized. The record is from RefSeq and is a predicted model, not a curated record. Gene Ontology annotation, molecular function: serine-type endopeptidase inhibitor activity. Lineage: Eukaryota; Metazoa; Arthropoda; Insecta; Hymenoptera; Figitidae. The transcript is spliced from 16 exons. The coding region runs from base 16 to 2499 and encodes 827 amino acids.
AGUGUGACUAACAAAAUGCAAUUACUAAUAAUAAUUAUUGGAAUUUUUGUGAUCUACACCAAAGCUGAUGUUUUCGAUAAAUCAUCUCUAAGAAUAAUUUCAGAUAGUAUUCAUGACUUCUCUUCGCGAUUUUCUAAGUAUUUAGGAGAAAAAGAAAGAUUUAAUUAUGUUUCCUCUCCCUUGGGACUUGAUUUAUCACUGGCAAUGCUUGCUUUUGGUUCUGAAGGAUCAACAUCGGAAGAGUUGCAUAGAUCGCUUCAUCUAUCAUCAGAUCCAACAGUUAGUCUUAAUGGAUAUCAAAAUUUGCUCAAUUUAUUAAAGGAAAAUCGAGAAAACAGUUUAAUUAUCAGUCCCAAAAUAUUCAUACACAAAGAUGCUGUAAUAAAUGAAUCUUACUCAAGUUUGAUUGCACAGUACUUUCAUUCAGAAAUUGGACACGUAAAUUUUGAGGAUCCAAUUAGUGCAGCAGAUGAUAUCAAUUUAUAUCUGUAUGGACGCACUCAAAAGCGGAUUCAUUCUUUCAUUACACCUGAAGAAAUAUAUCCUGAUGAAUCGAUAAUAUCAAUGAAUGUGAUAUAUUUUCGCGGAAAAUUUUUGCAAAGCUUCAAUAGAUCUUUACUUAAUCAGCCAUUCUUUACUGAUGAAAAAAAUACGAGAAGAGUGAAAUCAAUGUGUGGAAUGAUGAAUCAAUUAUAUUAUGGGGAAAUUUCAGAAUUAAAAGCUUCAUUCAUUGAAAUACCGUAUGAGGGACGAGAAUUGUCUUUACUCCUAAUUCGACCAAACGAAAUCACUGGAGUAAAGGAACUGCAGCGAAAACUUGAAAAAUUUACUAUAUCACGAUUAUUAAGUUACGGAAAUUUACGUGACGUUUCAGUGAGCAUUCCUCUGAUCAACGUCGAAAGUUAUUUGAGCUUCAAAGAUAUUUUACAGAAAAUGGGUAUUUAUAGCAUAUUUGAAGAUUAUGCAAGUUUCACAGAAUUCUUCGAUGAGGAGAGAAGAAUGAAAUUGGAUAAAAUUACUCAAAAAGUUGUUUUCAAUAUGGAUGAAGAAAGAACAUUGUUUAGUGGAGCAACUUUUUAUUCCCAGGCACAAAGUGCACCAGGUGAAAUACACUCAACUCUUUAUUCAUUUUAUCUUGAUCGACCAUUUUUAUUUAUGGUCCUACAAAAAGAUACUCUCAUUCCCAUAAUUAGCGGUCGUAUUAUGGAUCCCGAACCAUAUAAUUCAUGGAGAAAUUUUAUUUUUUUAAAAAUGCGUUUAUUUAUAUUUUUGUGUGCAUUAACGGCCUACACGAUGGCUGCAGCUGUUGACAAGCAAAUUGCUCCUCUUGAAGCUGUCUCUAGAGGUGCCGAACAAUUUUCCACAAACUUUUUCAAGACUGUAGCGAAAAAACAACCAGGAAAUCUAAUUACUUCUCCACUAAGUGCAAAUGUCGUCUUAUCAAUGGCAUCUUUUGGUGCUCGGGAUAACACUAAAAAACAAAUGCAAGAGGUUCUUCGAAUGCCAAGUGAUGAUAAUGUAUCCAAAUCCGGAUACCAAAACCUAAUUGACAGUCUAAAUAGUGUAAAGGAAGUGGAUCUAAAACUCGCCAACAAAAUCUUUCCCAGUGUCAACCUUGAAGUGAAACCAGAAUUCAAAGCAUUGACAAAAAAUAAUUUCCGAUCCGAAGAACAACAACUUGAUUUCUCAAAAUCUAGUGAAGCGGCAAAAACCAUUAAUGCUUGGUGCGAGGAAAAGACCAACAACAAAAUUAAAGAUCUUAUUAAACCUGACGAUGUUGAUGCUUCCACUGCUAUGGUUCUCGUUAAUGCGGUCUAUUUCAAAGGUCAAUGGAAAUUGAAAUUCGAUGCUAACAAUACUCACAACAAACCUUUCCAUGUUGAUGAAAAAACUGUCAAAGAAGUGCCAACAAUGUUCAAAAAUGGCAAACUCAUCUAUGGUGAACUUCCUAAUCUCAAGGCCAAAUUCGUCGAAAUCCCUUAUAAGGGUGAUGAAGUUAGCAUGCUUAUUGUAUUGCCCGAUGAAAUCAAUGGUCUUCAAGAAGUGGAACAAAAAAUGUCAGAAAUGAAUCUUGAUGAUAUUAGACGCCAAGGACAACAAGUUGAAGUAGAAUUAUACCUUCCAAAAUUCAAAAUUGAAAGCACCAUCGAUCUUCAAGAUACUUUGACUGAGAUGGGAAUGGGAGAAAUGUUCACCGAUCAAGCUAACUUCCGUAAUAUUGCUGAUGCUGAUCUUAAAGUGAGUAAGGUUAUACAAAAAGCCUUCAUUGAAGUAAAUGAAGAAGGAUCAGAGGCUGCUGCAGCAACUGGAAUUGUAAUCGUGCCUGCAUCAUUACCCAUCGCACCUCAACCACGAGUGAUUUUCGAUGUCAAUAGACCCUUUUUAUAUUCUAUAAUUUACAAAACACGCAACAACAACAAUAUUGGCUCUAAUCUCGUUCUUUUUAAUGGACAUGUUACGGAUCCAAAAGUGGCAAUUCAUAAUAACUUUAUAUCAUAAAUCUUGCAACAGCUUAUAUAAAUUAUAAAUCCAAAUUUUCAUAUUUUACCAAAUUUUACGUGUGAUAAUUUUGCUUUUAUAUAAUAAUUUUUAUGUUUAUAAAGUUGAAUAAAAUUUUUUUAUAUGCAACUUAAAGUCGCAUAUAUUUUUGCAAAUUUUCAA